This is a messenger RNA of Aspergillus clavatus NRRL 1, 1419 nucleotides long. RefSeq lists its product as uncharacterized. Gene Ontology annotation, cellular component: membrane. Gene Ontology annotation, biological process: transmembrane transport; metal ion transport. The coding region runs from base 1 to 1419 and encodes 472 amino acids. Gene Ontology annotation, molecular function: cobalt ion binding; magnesium ion transmembrane transporter activity; cobalt ion transmembrane transporter activity. NCBI's taxonomy places the organism in Eukaryota, Fungi, Ascomycota, Eurotiomycetes, Eurotiales, Aspergillaceae. The transcript has 4 exons. The record is from RefSeq and is a predicted model, not a curated record.
AUGCUCUAUGGAACGACAGCUGAAGAUUAUGAUGCAGAGGACCAUCCGGAAAUCGAACUAUGCUCAUCCGUGUCUCAGUUGAUACAUCACUAUCUACCGGAAAACAUGGAAUGUGUGCUCAAAGACAAAAUCUAUGGAGCGCUACAUGCCAUUCUGGAGGAUUGUCAGGCAAGCCCUGAUGUCAAGAUAGAUGAAAUGCCGCUAUUCAAUAAGACUGUUUCCAAGCUCCUCGACUUGUCGAAUAGCAUUCGCAUUGGGAUGCAUGGCGCAGAGGACCGUGUUCCCCUACUUGAAUCCCACAUGGACUCCUUAGAGGAGCUGUGCUAUGCAAUUAGCGGCAUGCAUUCCUUCUUACAAGACGCUGUUAGAGAUAAGGAUUACUCAUCAGGGUCUACUGCCAGCGCUCCUGUUUCCCUAUCCAGUGACCCGGCACCUACAACCGUAUUGUCGGAUGAUGGUCUAAGCACAGGUUCUGACGGUUCGAGGAGCAGCGUUGCUGACUUGGAAGGUGGUGGCAAAAGUGUUUCUUCUAGAUCUAGUCAUGACUUGACCCAUUCAGACCCAGAGCAAUGGAGUGAAUUUGACAAAGGCAAGGGUUGGCCGGAUCUCGAAGAGGAAGAGCGUCAUAGGAACAUCGUUUUGAAAGAUUUCCAGAAGGUUGAGAGAUGCUUGAAGCUCUGCAAACUAUCAAUCAUCUGCCUUUUGGGGGAGACAAAGCCUCUUCUUGGAUAUGAUGAUUAUCUCGCCGUCCGUCCAACUCGAAUUGCCUCUUCAAUACUGGAGCAUGCAUCUCGGGGAUUGCGUGACCCGAGUACUGAGAUACCUAUGCGCCUUGAUCAAGUCUACCAGGACUAUCAUUCUCAGCUGAGCUUGAAAGUCCGCGACAAGCCUUCUCGGGCCUUGCUUGUUGAGCUUGACCUUUUCGAGGAAGAGCUAGAUAGCAUCCUCAAAAUAAUCCAAAAGCAACAACGUAGGAUGGAAGAGUUUAUGUCCUUGGCCAGGGAGAUCGAACAAUCCUCGCCGCGAGACUCCGUGCAUGUACUCCAAAACGCGCUCCGUGAUCUCGAUGAGAAGAAGGCGAUGUACCAAGAAUUGAAUUCCAGCAUUGAGAAGCUUAGAAGAAGGGUUGUACGACAAAUCGAUCUGCGACAAGACAACAACAGCAAAGCCAUCCUGGUGUUUACCAUUGUGACCCUCAUAUUCCUGCCAAUGUCGUUCAUCACCAGCUAUUUUGGUAUGAACACAGUCGAUAUCCGGGAUAUGGACCUCGGGCAGUCGGUCUUCUGGGCUGUUGCUGCGCCUUUCACAACCUUGACUGUUGGGGUUUGCAUGUUGAUUGCCUAUCAGGGCGAUCGGCUGCGUGAGGCUGUCAUUCAGGCUUUGGUUGGGAGUCAGAAAGGAAGGGGGGCUCUUCGGUGA